GAUCUAAUAAGGAGAGACAUCCUGUACUACAAAGGGCGCAUCGACAUGGAUCGGUAUGAGGUCUUGGAUAUCGAAGACGGGCGGGACGAUGACUUCAAUGUCAGCAUGAAGAACGCGUUCAAACUUCACAACAAGGAGACGGAAGAAAUGCACUUAUUUUUUGCCAAGAAGCUGGAGGAGAAGCUGCGGUGGCUGAGGGCUUUCCGGGAGGAGAGGAAGAUGGUACAAGAAGAUGAAAAAAUAGGCUUUGAAAUUUCCGAAAACCAGAAACGACAGGCCGCAAUGACUGUAAGGAAAGUCAGUAAGCAAAAAGGUGUCGGCUAUUCUCGGUCCGUUCCUCCAGCCUACCCACCACCCCAGGACCCACUGAAUCAGGGACAAUACAUGGUGACAGAUGGCAUAGCGCAACCCCAGGUCUACGAAUUCACCGAACCCAAACGCAGCCAGUCACCAUUCUGGCAAAACUUCAGCAGGUUAACGCCAUUCAAAAAAUAAUAUAUAGC
Messenger RNA from Gekko japonicus, 503 nucleotides. Its product is annotated as rho guanine nucleotide exchange factor 9-like. NCBI's taxonomy places the organism in Eukaryota, Metazoa, Chordata, Lepidosauria, Squamata, Gekkonidae. The annotation marks the transcript as partial. The transcript is spliced from 3 exons. The record is from RefSeq and is a predicted model, not a curated record.